CGAGAGAUACGAGUAUGGUCACGUCUAAUGCACGUCAAUGUUGUUCCGCUGCUCGGCUAUGUGCAUUGUCAAAAUGGCCAGCUUGGCUUCGUCUCUCCAUGGUAUCCAGAAGGGAAUGUAAUCGACUUCAUCAAGAAUCAUCCUGAUGCUAAUAGAGACAUGAUCGUGCGUUGUGCCGAUGUAGCAUCAGGAUUGGAACAUCUUCAUUCACAAAACCCAUCGAUCGUGCAUGGAGAUAUCAAGGGACACAAUAUUCUGAUCACUUCGGAUGGACAUGCUUUGAUCUGUGAUUUCGGCCUGUCGAGGAUUUUGGACGACAACCCCACUGGGCUUACAUCUACAGUGGUUGGAAUGACCCUUCGCUUCUCAGCUCCAGAGUUACUACAUAGUGAAAGGAAGACAGUGGAAACCGACGUUUAUGCUUAUGGGUGUGCUUGCAUUGAGGUGAGAGCUCUAACUCUCAUUUAUCGUUAG
This is a messenger RNA of Cantharellus anzutake, 474 nucleotides long. RefSeq names its product kinase-like domain-containing protein. The annotation marks the transcript as partial. The record is from RefSeq and is a predicted model, not a curated record. NCBI's taxonomy places the organism in Eukaryota, Fungi, Basidiomycota, Agaricomycetes, Cantharellales, Hydnaceae. Gene Ontology annotation, biological process: protein phosphorylation. The transcript has 3 exons. Gene Ontology annotation, molecular function: ATP binding; protein kinase activity. Gene Ontology annotation, cellular component: plasma membrane.